AUGGCUGACACUCCAGAUGAACCAUUGCCCAGCUUUCAGGCUUCCCUGCCCCUCCUUCUCCAGUCAUGGCUAUCCGAUCUGUUCGGCCGGCGGUUUGUCCUCUUCCUGACCAUUGCUUUGACGAUGGUCGGGGCCGUGAUCGAGGCCACCGCGCCCAACUGGAAGGUGUUUGCCGUGUCCAAUGUCGUCAACCUCCUCCCGAUCCCGCGCGAGUCACCCGUGGCAGGCAAGAUUCCUCAUCGCCUUCGUUAUCAUCGGUGUCUGUGGCUCGACGGUGUCUGUGGGCCGGGCGCCGUCGGGUCAGGGCUUUGGAAUCACCUCGCUGUCUUGUCAUCUACUUCUUUGCCCCGGGAUUACACUGGUCGCUCGUACGCGCAGCUCGACGAGAUGUUCAUCAACAGGGUCCCGACGCGCAAGUUCUCCCAACUCGUCUGCUCCGGCGACUAUGGCUACGACCUUACUGAGGAACAACAGGUGCAGUAG
Penicilliopsis zonata CBS 506.65 is the source of this 483-nucleotide messenger RNA. RefSeq lists its product as hypothetical. The transcript is spliced from 2 exons. The record is from RefSeq and is a predicted model, not a curated record. NCBI's taxonomy places the organism in Eukaryota, Fungi, Ascomycota, Eurotiomycetes, Eurotiales, Aspergillaceae. The coding region runs from base 1 to 483 and encodes 160 amino acids.